This is a messenger RNA of Trematomus bernacchii (emerald rockcod), 678 nucleotides long. Its product is annotated as stonustoxin subunit beta-like. The annotation marks the transcript as partial. The record is from RefSeq and is a predicted model, not a curated record. The transcript has 3 exons. NCBI's taxonomy places the organism in Eukaryota, Metazoa, Chordata, Actinopteri, Perciformes, Nototheniidae. Gene Ontology annotation, molecular function: protein binding.
UACGCUGUUCUGUUUCUCACAUGUGUUUCUUCCUCCAGGCUGGACCAUGGUGGAGAGCAGAGGUUAAAACCAGGUGUGAGGAAGUAUUCCUGUGAACUCACCGUGGACUCAAACACAGUGAACAGAGACCUCAUCCUGUCUGAGGACAACAGGACGGUGACAUGUGUGGAGGAGCAGCCAUAUCCUGAUCAUCCAGAGAGGUUUGAGUACUGUCCUCAGCUGAUGUGCAGAGAAGCUCUGACUGGUCUCUGUUACUGGGAGGUCGAGUGGAGAAAAGGGGUUUCUAUAUCAGUGACUUACAGAGGAAUCAGGAGGAAAGGAGACAUAGAUGACUGUGAGUUUGGAGAGAAUGAUCAGUCCUGGAGUCUGUACUGCUCUGAUGGUGGUUACUCUGCCAAGCACAAUAAGAGGGGAACACACAUCCCCUCCUCCUCCACCUCCUCUAGUAGAGUAGCAGUGUAUGUGGAUCAUCCUGCUGGCUCUCUCUCCUUCUACAGAGUCUCCUCUGACACACUGACCCACCUUCACACCUUCAGAACCACAUUCACUGAACCUCUCUACGCUGGGUUUACAGUCUGGCCUGACUCUUCAGUGUCUCUGUGUCCUCUGUACUGUAAAAAAAAAACUCGUAAAAAAACGGUCAAAGUACACGAGAGGGUGGCGGCAGCACUGCAAUAA